AAUAAGGAUAAUAUAUUUAUUAAUGUUCAUGAUUAGACAUUGGUAAUUUAUAGCUGUUGUUCAAGAAUAAAUAUAUUGAAACCUGAUCCUAAGAAUGGAUAAAUUCAAUUUGGAUGUUACUAAGAUUAAUUUGUUUCUUUGACCUACUUGAUGGGAAUGGCAGGAUCUGAAUCUCAUUGACCAAAAUGAGUACAAUGUAUCACUAAAUUAAAGCUAGUUGAUAAUGGUUAUUGCUUAUGAGUUGGAUCUUUGGAAAAGCCUUGCUGCAGUAUUCAUAAAGUUUCUUCCUUUCUACCACUUCAAGGUUGUAAUUUGUGAGGUAAAUUUAAAGUUCGAAACUUUUCUAUGAAAGAGAGUAAUCUUACUUUGCAACCAUAAGCUGUGAGAUGCCACUUUAGUCCAAAAAUACUGAGUUGCCCACAUGUAUUGCAGUCAAAACAUUUCUCGCAAACUUUCUUAUCUAGCGAAUACCAAUUUUUCCAUAUCCUUGUUCAAUUCCGAGAUCAAAGCCUUGGUUCUACAAGGACAAUGCUUUGAAGCCUUGCAAUUGUACUCUAUAAAUCCUCUUAACACUACCAAAUUCAUCUACCCUUCUCUCCUCAAGGCCUGUGCUUUUCUUUCAAAUCUUCAUUAUGGAAAAAUUAUACACUCCACAAUCAUCACCACAGGCUUAUUCUCUGAUCAAUUUAUCACUGCUUCACUUAUUAACAUGUACGUUAAAUGUGGGUCGCUCAGAGAUGCAGCUCAUGUGUUUGAUAAAUUGCCUGGCAGCGGAGUUGUAGAUCAGGAUGUUACAAUUUGGAACUCAAUAAUUGAUGGGUAUUUUCGUUUUGGUCAUCUUAAAGAGGGUGUAGGUCAAUUUCAUCGGAUGCAGUUAUUUGGUGUUAGGCCUGAUGCCUACUCAUUGUGUAUUCUACUCGGUGAGCGCCAUGGAUAUAUGGGAUAUAAGGAAGGGAAGCAAAUUCAUGGUUAUAUUGUUAGAAACGUGUUGAACGGUGACCCUUUCUUGGAGACUGCACUUAUAGAUACAUACUUUAGUUGUGGCAGGCCAGAAGAUGCGUGGUGUUUGUUCAAAGAGUUGGAAGAUCAGAGCAAUGUUGUAGCAUGGAAUGUGAUGAUUGGAGGCUUUGGGGAAAAUGGGUUGUGGGAAAAGAGCUUGGAGUUAUAUUUGUUAGCGAAGAAUAAGAAUGUUAAACUUGUGUCAGCAUCAUUUACUAGUAUUAUACGUGUUUGUUGUCGAGGUGAAUUUGUGAGUUUUGGCAACCAGGUUCAUUGUGAUGCAAUCAAGGUGGGUUUUGAGAAUGAUCCUUAUGUUUGUACUUCUCUUCUGACCAUGUAUGCCAAGUGCCAACUGGUUGAACGUGCAGAAAAAAUCUUUAAUCAGGUGCCACAUAAAGAAAUUGAAUUAUGGAAUGCGAUGAUAUCAGCUUAUGUUGGUGAUGGAUUUGCUUAUGAUGCUUUAAAAAUCUACAAACAAAUGAGGCUAUGUAAAAUUCUGCCGGAUUCUUUUACUAUUUCAACUAUUCUAUCAUCUAGCAGCAUCUUUGGAUUCUAUGAUUUUGGUAGGUUGAUUCAUACAGAGUUAGUGAAAAGGCCCAUAGAGAGUAAUAUUACUGUACAGAGUGCAUUGCUAACUAUGUACUCUAGAUGUGGGAAUAAUGAUGAUUCUUAUUCAGUUUUUAGUAAAAUGAACGCAAGGGACGUGGUUGCAUGGGGCUCUAUGAUAUCAGGUUUUUGCCAAAAUAGGCAAUACAAGGAAGCUUUGGAGAUUUUCAGAGCAAUGAAGGGAGAUGGGGUGAAAGUAGAUUCUGAUAUUAUGGCAAGCAUUAUCAGUGCCUGUACAGGAGUAGAGAAGGUAGAAUCAGGCUGUGUUAUGCAUGGAUUUGUUAUUAAAAGUGGACUGGAAAUGGAUGUUUUUGUUGCUAGUUCCCUGGUAGAUAUGUACUCCAAAUUUGGUUUUCCAGAUAGGGCUGGAAAUGUUUUUUCUGAUAUGUCCUUUAAGAACCUUGUGGCUUGGAAUUCUAUAAUAUCUUGCUAUAGCCGGAAUGGCCUAUCAGAGUUGUCCAUUAGUCUUUUUUCUCAAAUUGUGCAACAUGGCUUUUAUCCAGAUUUGGUCUCCUUUACAAGUGUCCUUGUUGCUAUUUCAUCAGUUGCAGCAUUGCUGAAAGGAAAGAGUGUACAUGGGUACUUGAUAAGACUUAGGACUGCAUUCACAUUUGAUCUUCAAGUAGAGAAUACAUUAAUUGAUAUGUAUAUCAAGUGUGGAUUCUUGAAAUAUGCAGAGCAUAUUUUUCAAAGCAUGUCUCAGAAAAGCUUGGUGACGUGGAAUUCAAUGAUUUCAGGUUAUGGAUCUCAUGGGGUGUGCUUCAAAGCAUUGAGAUUAUUUGAUGAGAUGAGAAGUUCUGAAAUCACACCUGAUGAUGUUACUUUCCUUUCUCUGCUGUCAGCUUGCAACCAUUCGGGUUUAAUUGAGGAAGGCCUAGAUCUGUUUGAAGUGAUGAAGACUGAGUAUGCCAUUGAGCCCAGAAUGGAGCAUUAUGUAAACCUAGUUGAUUUUUUUGGUCGUGCAGGGCGCCUAGAUGAUGCUUACUCUUUUGUGAAAAACAUGCCCAUUAAACCUGACAGGAGUAUCUGGCUAUCUUUGUUGUCUUCCUGCCGAAACCAUUAUAACGUAGAGCUUGGAGAAAUGGUAGCCAAUGAACUAUUAAAGAUGGAACCAAGCAGAGGCAGCAACUAUGUCCAACUAUUGAAUCUUUAUGGAGAAGCUCAAUUGUGGGACAGGGCAGCAAACUUGAGGGCAUCAAUGAAAGAAAAAGGAUUGAAGAAGACUCCCGGAUGCAGUUGGAUUGAAGUGAGAAAUAAGGUUGAUGCUUUCUUUUCUGGGGAUUGUUCAUCUCCAAGAACAAUCGAGAUAUAUGAGACAUUGAGUAGUCUUAAGAGGAACAUGGUUAAGAAACAAGAUAACUAUGAAAGUGAGGUAUUGUAAGAAAGGAGAAUAGAGAAGUUCAAAGUUCUUCCUUGCAUUUGAGUUACCGGAAGCUCAUGAUUUAUGCGUCAGUGAAAUGUGUUGUAAAAGUGGAGGAGCAUUUGAGCUAAGGUUUCAGUGCAAAAGUGAAGGACUUUCUUUUUAGGUGCAAUUGGCUCUUAUGAUACUCCAACUCGAGACCUCACAGUUCUAGAGAUGACUCUAGCACUAUUGAACCAAAACUCAUUGGUCAGGAGUGGAGGAAUUUAACAGUGCAGAAUGUAUUGUAAAAUAUGAACGCUGAACAUGAGAGCAUCUCAGAAGGAUGUCUGAUCUCUGAGAGUGAACCCAAUGCAUCUGCUAUUAAAUGGAUUUAGAGUACACUUAAUGAGAUGAUCUGUCCACUCAAAUUCCUAAAGAGUUGAAAGAGAAGGAUCAAGCAACUUCCAUGAGCUACCUGCAAGGAUAUGGGCACUAAAGCAACAAUAUUAGUAAAGCAAUUUAAUUGGCUGUUUGCAACCAUUUGAAGAACUACAGUGCUUCUUAUGUACUUGAAAAGAUAAGGAAAUGGAAUAAUUACCCUUUUUGUCCUAUCAAA
Messenger RNA from Hevea brasiliensis (rubber tree), 3563 nucleotides. Its product is annotated as pentatricopeptide repeat-containing protein At2g40720. NCBI's taxonomy places the organism in Eukaryota, Viridiplantae, Streptophyta, Magnoliopsida, Malpighiales, Euphorbiaceae. The coding region runs from base 422 to 2986 and encodes 854 amino acids. Gene Ontology annotation, biological process: RNA modification. The record is from RefSeq and is a predicted model, not a curated record. The transcript has a single exon. Gene Ontology annotation, molecular function: RNA binding; protein binding.